CGCCGUUCCUUUUCUAGGGUUUGUUCUCCUCUCUCUCUCUACUCAAAUCCCCUUUUCUCUGUUUUUAGGAAUUUUAAUCACUAUUUUACUAUUUUAUUAGUCGUAAAUCUCAAUUCCCCUGUCACUGUUCUCUCUUAUUUGUUCUCGCCCGAUUGAAACCAGUCAACCAUUUCCAACGACGAUGACCCUCUCUCUCUCUCUCUCUCUGUUUUUCUUCUUGAAAGCAAAAAAUAAAAAACGAUUUUCGUGAGUAUUUUCUGGGUUUUGAUCUAUGUUUUCUGGGUUUUGAUCGAUCUUUUCUGGGUUUCAAUCCGUUAGCAUAAUAUUAGAAAAUAUUACGUUACCAAGUUGAAAGGCAGGAAGGAAAAGGUUAUUUACUUUUCUAACACAAUCAAUAUCAUUAGGGUCUGGUUCGAUUUAGGCUGAACAUGGCAUCUGUUGAGGAUGACAACGAUGAGAAUAGCGGGAUUUUAUCAUCUGAUCCAUUGCUGGGUGACACGCCGGAAUAUACUAUCACGGCGGUGGGACCCCCAUCGGAGGCGGCGGAGCAGCGGUCUCAGGGGGCUAUUGUUCCGUCUUUGAAGGAAGAGCCGUCGGACUCCGAGCUGGAAGGGUCAAUCCCAGUUGGGGUCAUGCCUUUAAUGUCUGCGCCGACGGGGAAGUCAAUGGUGGUGGCGCAGCCGAAGAGGUCCUCCAAGGACCGCCACACCAAGGUAGAAGGCCGCGGCCGGAGAGUCCGAAUGCCUGCGACAUGCGCCGCCAGGAUCUUCCAACUGACACGAGAGCUCGGCCACAAGUCCGACGGCGAGACCAUCAACUGGCUACUAGAGCGCGCCGAGCCAGCCAUCAUCCAAGCCACUGGCACCGGCACCGUCCCCGCGAUCGCCGUCUCCGUCAACGGAACCCUAAAGAUUCCAACAACACCAACGGCGCCGUCCGCAGAAGACGGAGAAGCCACCAAGAAGAAGCGCAAGAGAGCUUGCAACAGCGAGUUCUACGACGUGAACAAUUCGGGUCUGUCCAAUUACGCUCCGGUUACACCGCAGCCGCAAGGGCUCGUGCCGGUUUGGGCCGUGGGCGGCGGCCCCGGCGGGGCGUUUUUCAUGAUCCCGCCCACCUCGAACCACCAGCCGCAAUUAUGGGCCAUUCCGGCUAGGCCCAUUUCGAAUUUUGUGUCGGGGGUGGGAUUUGGCGGUGGUGGUGGGGAGGUGCUUCAAGGUGCGGUGGGGUCGGGUUCGAGCAGCAGCGCUGCAAGUGGGAAAGUGUCAGUUAUGGCUCCAUGUUCAAGUUCAAGUACAGCAACAACCACUCAGAUGCUUAGGGAUUUCUCUUUGGAGGUUUACGACAAGAAGGAGCUUCAGUUUAUGGUUAGUUCUGGUAGUGACCAAGCAGCUCCCUCUUGAAAGAAACCCUUUGAAGAUGGUGCACCAAGAGGUCUAGGCUUUUAGACAAUUGAACAGAGUUCUUCUUCCAUAUAUUGCUCUUGUUUUGAUUUCAAUUUUGGGUGGGUUAGAAUUGAAAUGGGUGUCUUUGUCGCCUUGUUACCACUUUUGCUCUGUAAAUUGGCUUAAGAUUUAGGAUAUGAUGGGUUCAAUUGUGCUCAAGUUGGCAUAUUGACCCGGUUUUUCCUCAGUGGAAUGGAUGAUGCCCUGGUUAAAACUAACAAUAAA
This is a messenger RNA of Rhododendron vialii, 1670 nucleotides long. RefSeq names its product transcription factor TCP19-like. The record is from RefSeq and is a predicted model, not a curated record. The coding region runs from base 429 to 1403 and encodes 324 amino acids. The transcript is spliced from 2 exons. Lineage: Eukaryota; Viridiplantae; Streptophyta; Magnoliopsida; Ericales; Ericaceae. Gene Ontology annotation, cellular component: nucleus. Gene Ontology annotation, molecular function: sequence-specific DNA binding; DNA-binding transcription factor activity.